This is a messenger RNA of Ictalurus furcatus (blue catfish), 5272 nucleotides long. It is a transcript of the gene tyrobp, whose product is annotated as transmembrane immune signaling adaptor TYROBP. Gene Ontology annotation, molecular function: signaling receptor binding. Bases 645 to 995 code for a protein of 116 amino acids. Gene Ontology annotation, biological process: positive regulation of natural killer cell activation; positive regulation of macrophage fusion; neutrophil activation involved in immune response. Gene Ontology annotation, cellular component: cell surface. The transcript is spliced from 5 exons. The record is from RefSeq and is a predicted model, not a curated record. Lineage: Eukaryota; Metazoa; Chordata; Actinopteri; Siluriformes; Ictaluridae.
ACACAUAAAAGAGUAGACCCACAACACUGAAACUAACUAACCACAAGCUGAGAGUAUAAAGACAAACACAAACUAAACUGGCCUGGUCUGAGUACAGAAAGUAUUUCACGCCAAACACUCAACAACAUUUUCGAAAAUAAGAAGUUUGUAAAUAGGUGUAUUCAUUUUGCAUUCGUUUUGAAGGCCAUAGAUAAUGAAAUCCUAGCAAUUAGCACAGUGGAAAAAAAAAAACCCUGGCAAAAAAGAAAAGUUCCUCAUACAUAUGUUAGCUUGACUAACUGUAUUUGUUAGUGUUUGCAUUUUUAGAUUGUACACCUUUUCUUAAAUUUUUUUUUUUCUUCUUCAUAUUUCUGUUGAUUAGCACUGAAAUGUAAUGAAAGGCCAAAGAAGAGCGUGUAAGCAUCUGUGUAAAAAUAAAUAAAUAAAUAAAAACAACUCAUGACUCCUCCUAGUAUCACACUGGCCAACAGACAAUGACACGUCUUUAGCAUUCGCUCAGUCCCUCACCACAGUGUCCCUCUUUAGGUUUCAGCCAACUGCAAGAACUUUGUGGACUCCUGUGCGUGAGAUUCUGGUUUAAACAUAGGCAAAAUAUUUGUGCACCGUUCAUAGGAGGAUAAUUAAUCAAACACUUAGUGUCCAACAUGAGCUGGAUUCUGCACUCGAUGGCUCUUCUCAGUGGACUCUUUGGUUAUGUGGCAGCAACCCAAGACUGUGGCACAUGCUAUCAGCUAAACAUGAUGGUCAUUAUUGGUAUAAUUACCUGUGAUAUAAUUCUCACACUUCUUAUUACUAUCACGGUCUACUGUUUUGCAUCACGGGAAAAAAGAAAGAAGAGCUUGCGUACACGUAAGAACUCCAGUGAGACAGACAAGGGAAAAUUUCGCCAGUCGUCAAGCAAACCAAAGGAAGUGGAAAUUACAGAGUCACCUUAUCAGGAACUAUAUGGAGUGCAGUCCGAUAUAUACAGUGAUCUUCACCAGUAUCGGAAAUAAUGCUUCUACAGGUGAUAGGAUCUCUGUCGCUUUACAUCAACAAUUUAUAAACCGACAAGGUCCAGAAUGCAAUUUUAGACAUUACUGGCCUUUCUGUAAGUCUGUUACUUUGAAUUUUUGACUUUUGAAAUAUUAAAUGUUUUGUCAGUGUGUGCCUGAGACAGCAGGUGUGAUUGGGCCAGAAAGCCUAGCGGUCACAGCUGAGAAAUCAGGAAGUAAAUAUGCAAGCCAGAUAUAGAUCAUAUGAACAUUGGCUUUUUUAAUAUUAGUAAUCCUUAUGUUCAUCUAACUUUAAUUUUUAUGUAUGAGGUAGCCGAAUAUGUAUCUAACAUAAACCACUGUAGCAAUGUUUGUAUAAAAUAUCUAUACAAAGGAUUAAAAACAUUUGUUGAAGAGAAACAAAGUGAUGUUUUCCAAUGCCUCACAGACGCUGUUAUAAAGAGAGCUGAAGAGAAGUGAGGAGAGCUAAAUUGGUACUUCCCUACCAAGAACAAUUUUGUGCCAGGACACAAAUCAGCACAUGAUUAUGAUUCAAGGAAACAUUAUGUCUGAAGUAAGCAAAGGAGACACAACGAAAAACAGUAAUCACACAGCCAUGCUUUGAUAUAUCAAAGUACAGUGCCCUCGACUAAUAUUGGCACCCUUGGUAAAUAUAAUAAUAAUAAUAAUAAUAAUAAUAACAUGUUUAAUUUAUAUAGUGACUUUCCAGAGCAAGGAAGGCUGUGAAAAAUUGUUUUUAUUUGUAAAAAUUUGUCUUUUGAUUGCAAUUAUUUGAUAUCUAUGAGUAUUUUUUUUUUUUUUUAACAAAAGUUCAAAAGGUUAAACAAUAAAGACAAUUUUUUUUGGACAAUAUUAGUGGAGGGCAGUGUAUAUGAACCAAUAUAUAAAACAGAAUGUUGUGUUCUGUGAAUAAACAGAACAGAGUCAAUGAUCUCUUCUUGGAGUAUCACACUACUGGGGUUAUUUAAUAAAUCAACAUUAUGGAUUGCUGCUCUAUUUUUCCUUCUUAGAUAUUAUAAGAAAUUUUUGACAUGAAGCAGAAUUGGAACACGGUGAUUAACGCUCUGGGUUUCUACAUUUAUAUUUAUAAGCAUUUAGCAGAAUCCCUUAUGCAGAUAAUGCUUUGUAUUCUCCAUCAAAAACAUAUCCUCAUGAUAGUAAAUAGCCCAGGGUUUAAGAAUACCAAGUUCAUUAAUUCAUUCAUUCAUUCAUUCAUUCAUCUUCAGUCACUGCUUUAUCCUGGUCAGGGUCAUGGUGGAUCCGGAGCCUAUCCUGGGAAUGCUGAGCACAAGGUGGGGGUACACCCCGAAUGGGACACCAGUCCACUGCAGGACACCAUGAACAUUCACACACCAAGGGGCAAUUUAACCAAUCCACCUACUGGAAUGUUUCUGAGAGGUGGGAGGAAAUUGGAGACCCCAGAGGAAACAAACAUGAAGAACAGAAACACCACACAAACAGUAACCUAAGCUUAGGAUCAAACAGUUUCUUUUUUUUUUUUAAUGGCUUGCUUACUUGCUUGCUUGCUUGCUUAUUUAUUUAUUUGUUUGUUUGUUUGUUUGUUUGUUUGUUUGUGAAUGAAUGAAUGAAUGAUUUAUUUAUUAGUAGCUGUUUAUUGCUUGUUUAGUGAAGUGGGUCUUCAGGCUUUAUUUGAAGAUUGCCAAGGGACGUUCAUUCCACCACCUGGGUGCCAUGAUAGAGAAGAGUAUUGAGAGAUGGAGGGUCAAGUCGAGCAGUGCUACACGCUUGAAGAGAUCACGGUGUUUAAUAAGUGCCUUCAGUUAUGUGGGUGCUGGUCUGUGUUUGGCUUUGUAGACAAGAAUCAAUGUUUUAAAUUUGAUGUUGGAAGCUGUAGGAAGUUAGUUAGGGAACACAGUAGUUGAGUGAUCUGGGAGUAUUUUUGAGAGAAAGCAGAGCAUGCAGAGGUCAAAACCACCAGGCUGUCAGUGCUGAGCAAGCCCCUCAACCCUCUACUGCUCAGCUCAACUGUAAGUCACUUUGAAUGAAAGCAUUUGCCUAAAGAAUAACUGUAAAUGUAAAUGAAGGUUUAUUUGCAUCAGACUUCAACAAAGGCCUCUAAACAUAUUUUGGAUAACAGUGAGGGUAAUGUUUCCAAGUUACUGAUGUCAAAAAGAAUUCACAUUUAGGAUGAAGUAUCAAGAGUUAUUUUGUGGAAGUACCACCACUUUUAGAGGUGGUUUUUUUUCUUAUUCUUUUUUUAUUGUGUUGGUGUGGACGUCUGAAUUGUGUACCUUAUCUUCUUUGAUUACAGUCCAGGUUGUUGAAUAAAUCACCUGUGUGCAGUAUUUUGAAAUUCAAAUAUGAAUCAAAAGGGUUUUGUUUUUUUGUUUUUUUUAAACAUAAGAGUAACAAACUAAUGUAGCAAAAAUUGGUUGGUUUUCUGUUUAUAUGCAGUCAUCGUGACGUGACACGACAUGCCCUUUUCCAAGGUAGUGGAUGAUGAGAACCACUAUUUAUACAGUUUUCAAUUGUAUAGUUUUAUUUUUUUUAUUUUUAUUUAAACAUUUUUAAAAAUGCAUUAUUGUAGCUGCUUGUAUCAUACAAUGUAUCAUAAAAAAGACCUCAGUAGGUUUUAAUUUUGCAUUUAAUAAUGGUUCUUAAUAUUAAAAGUAACUCAAAAAGUGAAACUGAGUGCUAUUAACACAUAGGGAGUGACUGUACAAUGGCAGUUUUGCCACAUGAGGGAGACAUGAGUCUGUUAAAGAAGCUUAACCUGGUCCCAAAGCACAUUUUUGCUCAAUUAAUGAAGUUGUUCCAACCUCGCUGUCCUGGAAAUCUCUUAAAUAUGGUGGGAUCCCCCAGGACUAGGGUUGGGGACCAGUGAAUUAGUUGACAACCUGAAGAAAAAAAAGGCUUGUGACAGACCGGGAGUGCACCCGAGGUAAUCACUUAAUCAAAUAUCAGUGGUGUGCUCAAUGGUUUAGAAAAUCCCUGAUGUGCCCAUGAGACAUUUUAGCUCUCUGCUUGAUAAAAUCGUUGAUCUUUUCUGAGAUUUCUUUCCUGCAAAGCCACUCAGUUUUAUUAGACUACAUUCUAUAGAAAGUCAAAAAAAAAACCUGUAUUUUUUCAUGUAUGUGGAUAGUUGAUAUACGGAUACGAACCAGUGAGAUAAUUUCACUCUCUCACCUGGUACUAUGAGCCAGAGGUCAACACUAUCUGCUGCAAAAUUAUUGCCAACUUGGAUGAAAAUCAAAACACAUAUAAGUCCGAAACACUAAAACACGUACUUUUUACAACAGAGAUUAUCACAAAGCAACUUUACAUAAAUCAAUUUCCUGACCCAGUAAUUUAGCAGAGGACAACACUGGCAAGGAGAAAUGAGUAAUUAUCUAAUCUGGUUUCAUCCUCAUAUCCACAGUUUAUCAGUUUGUGUGUUGCUGCUUUAUUGGAAUGAUGAGAACGUAGGGUUAGGGUUAGGUUCUGUAGGAAGGUAGGAAGUUCUGUAUUACAUCAUGGCAGGUUUAGAAGGUCAGGAAGAAAGUUUCAUGUUAAUGAGACCAGUUAGGGACUAUGAGAAUUAGGGAUUUCAUUUUUAUCAGAUAUAUGAUUAUAAACAUCCACGUGAGGUCAUUUCUAAAAUGUUUCAUCGAUGCUCAAACAGGAGGAACAUUGGUGGUGCCAUGUCAGCAUUGCACAUUGAAAUAGAUUGUUGGGUAUUUUGUAUUUAACAAUACUUAGAUUAAUUUUUAAAGUAUACAUACUUAAAGAACCAUCAUGCCUCCUCCACCCACCGACCCCCCCAACCGAGGGCGAAACUGAAGAAUAAGUAAGAGUGUUUUUUUUGUUAUUAUUAAUUGUUUGUACUAAUAAACAACAUUCAAUUUGCCAUCAGUAGUGGUUCCACAAUGAGACUAAGAUAGAGGAAGAGUGGAUGACGGAUAUCUGCUCUCUUGAAUUCCCUCACUAUACAGCUCGGAGAAAUGGCUUCUAACAAGUUAUGUAUAGUGUUUCCGACACAUGGGUGAAACAUGGAGCUGGGUGCACCACCCAUGUAUGGGAAACCCUGUAAUUUCUCCAUUUCUCCGAGCUGUAUAGUGAGGGAAUUCAAGAGAACAGAUAUCUGUCAUCCAUUCUUCCUCUAUCUCAGGAUCAUACUGAAGAUCCAAGUAUAUUUAAUUCUAUCAAAUAUUAUAUGUAUAUUCCCAUUCUAAGAAAACAAAGCAAUUUAUUUCCAACCUCACAGUGACAUAAAUGCAGCACGGGGUCAGAGGGAGGGCGAAGGAGAAAGAAAUAUAUAUCUUCUCUGUGGCAAACCC